AUGUCUUCAGCCUUCACAAUUUUCACUGGCAUUUGGCCUCUAAAGACGUGGAUAACCCGGUGGCGCAAGCCUGCUGAGGAAGAGGCCACAGGGAGUUGUCCAGCGCCAUCUGUCAGGUCCAAGGUGUACGAGAAGACGCAUGAGGCCAUUGCACCUGGUGACGCCGAGAGUGACUCUGCUUCGCUCACUUACCAAAGCAUCCGGGAGCCAUGGGUAGAGAUUUCAACGCCUACCGGAAGCCAGCACGAUGGAAGGUCUCUUGCUCUCAAGUCCAAGUCCGGCUCUGACGGUGCUCCCGCCAGAGAGAAUGGUCAGGUCGAGACUUGUCAGUGCGGAGCUGAAGACGGUCGUGCUAGCACGCCUAAUCAUGACAUACCAAGCCACCGUGGCGAGCCUCUUCUGCGACGUGGAGAGCACGAUCCAUAUCUGAGCGACAUGAUACCGGCCCUCGAAAGGGUGAGACACACAAAUCACGAGGCCACACAGCUCAUAUUCGAAUGGAACUCGAUAAGCGCUCCUCUUUUCAAGCAAAUGGAAACUGUCAUCCAGUCAUUAACUGGGUUCAUGCACGGAAUGGCUGUCAUGGCCAACACUUCUGGAGUUCCCAAAGACUUUGCGCCACGGUUUGCAGAACUACGCAAGGAUUUCGAGAUGAUGUAUCGCGAGCAUUUUGCGGCCUUUGAGACGGAUCGUUCUCGCUACACAAAGACCGAGAAUGACAUAAUACAGACUCUUUACCGUUCCAGCAGGCUCCUGGACGGUAUACUCAGCGGCGAUCCUGGUGUAUCCUCAUUUGGACAGGAUUCUGACAUCUCGGUGAAAUCUAGUAGAGUGGAGCUUGAAGGCGAACUUAUCGAGCCAUCUCCAGGAGUUGAACGAUACUCAUCCCAGCUCGGCGAGGUAGACACUAUCCGGGAGAGGCUCGCAGAGUUACAAGCAGAAAUCGCUCAGCUUUCCCAAGAGCAAAUAUCUCGAGCCCAGUUUGGCCUCAGCCUAGACGAUGAGUCGUUACAGUUCUUGGAAGAGGGUCGGAUGCAAGAGCAGGUGAUUUUCGAGGAACUCGAGUACGCCGUACUCGUUCUGGACGCACUGGAACGACUUUUGCACGAGCCAGAAGCUCUACAGAUCCCCAUUGACCACCCGUUUGAUGGCGAGAUGGAGGAGGCUGGCUUGAUAGACGAAAUCGGCGGUCCAGCCAUCCCGGAGACCGUGGUUGCACCUUGGACCACCGAACAAAGUUGGCCGUUCCAGCUGGGGCUACAGACACGCACCAUGAAGUUUUCAGAACACUUGUCCGGGCCAAGUUCAGCCCCUAUCCACCCUGCCAACUUCAUCAACAGAUGGCUGUUACAGCGGAGCUGCUCGAUGCCUCGUCUUCUACGCCUGCUCGUUGCCCUCAUUCAGAAGCACCGCGGCGUCGUGGACCUCCAAAGCGCAGAGAGUGUCUUCAUAGACAUCUGGUUCAACGACGGGUCAGCCGCCGACUUUGCGAGGUACCGCACAUUCGCCGACCAGCAAUCGAAACUUGUCUCCGUGGGCGAUUCUCGACUUCUCCAGGCACGGACUGAUGCUGCUGGUACUGCUCAUGUUGGCUCAGCACCAUUACUCAAGAUGGGCCCUUCUGUAACAGCGCAGGACAUUAUUGCACAAGCAAUCCGUACGAGGGAUUUGAGCACGUCUUAA
Molecule: messenger RNA, 1683 nt
Organism: Capronia coronata CBS 617.96
Lineage: Eukaryota; Fungi; Ascomycota; Eurotiomycetes; Chaetothyriales; Herpotrichiellaceae
Exons: 2
Coding region: 1-1683 (560 amino acids)
Source: RefSeq, a predicted model, not a curated record